GGCAAUUCAUAGAGAUCGGAUGUGUAUGUAUUUAUAGGGGUAAGUGAGAAGACUCAUGGAUAUCGAUCUGCGGGUGUAUUCAUAGGGGUGAGCGACCGCACGUUUGAGGGUGUGUACAGUGUACUGCGUUGUAAAAGAAAAAUCCACGUGCACAGUUAACAGCUCAAUUAAUUAAUCGCCCACACCGAAGCGCGCACCACGAAAGGCAGCGCCAGCGCCAGCGAGGCUGACCUGACCCGGACGGACGGACCCUGCCGUGUGGGGCCCGGAUCCCAGCGCGGAACACCAUAAUUUAGCAGCAGCGCCAGCGUCCCGAGCCUUGGCUCCACCCGGUAUCCCAACCCGAGGGAAUUGCGGAAUCCAACACCACCAAAUCCCCCAAAUUAACUCCACGCCAAGGAAACAAAACGCCCCCCCAAUUCCAGACGCCAACGCGAGGUCGACGAAGGCCACGUCUCCGACUCCGGCUCGAUUUCCACCCCCCCCAAAUCCUCCUCCGGCGAGCGGCCGGCCGCGAGACACCCCGGACUCUCCCGCGCGGCGAUUCUUCGGUACCCCGAUCGGAGGAGGAGGCGGCGGGGAGGGAGGAGGAGGAUGAGCUUCCAGGACCUGGAGGCGGGGAACGCCCGCGGGCUGCCGCGGAGGGGCGGUGGCGGCAGGGCGGGCGCCGCGGCCGCCGGGGCGGGGGCGUCGCAGGCCGUGGCGUCGGGGGUGUUCCAGAUCAACACGGCGGUGUCGACGUUCCAGCGGCUGGUCAACACGCUCGGCACGCCCAAGGACACCCCCGACCUCCGCGAGAGGAUACACAAGACACGUCAACACAUAACACAACUGGUGAAGGACACAUCGGAGAAGCUUAAACAAGCUAGCGAGGCUGAUCAUCGUGUCGAAGUCAGCGCCAGCAAAAAGAUUGCUGAUGCGAAGCUAGCAAAGGAUUUCCAAGCAGUUCUGAAAGAAUUUCAGAAAGCUCAACGGUUAGCGGUAGAAAGAGAAGCUGCUUAUGCACCCUUCAUUUCUCAAGCGGGCUUGCCACAAAGCUAUAACUCGAGCGAGGUGAACAAUGGUGCUGAUAAGUUGGCUGAGCAACGCACGGCGCUUCUAGAAUCAAGAAGGCAAGAAUUAGUCUUCUUGGAUAAUGAGAUCGUGUUCAAUGAGGCCGUCAUUGAGGAGAGGGAUCAGGGAAUACAAGAAAUUCAGCACCAAAUUACUGAAGUAAAUGAAAUCUUCAAAGAUCUUGCUGUUCUAGUCCACGAUCAAGGACAAAUGAUUGAUGACAUUGACACCCAUAUCGAGAAUGCUGUUAUAGCGACUACACAAGCAAAAGGCCAACUCUCUAAGGCUGCUAAAACUCAGAAGUCGAACUCUUCGCUGAUAUGCUUGUUGCUGGUUAUAUUCGGGGUGGUCCUGCUCAUAGUGAUAAUCGUCCUCGCAGCCUAGGCAGCAGCCUGGAAGAACAUGGGACUCCUAGAUCUGGUUGAGCUUAGAGCGAAGUAUUCCUUCCUGAUUUAAUUUUGCUGUGAAGUCGGGAAUGUAUCCUGAUCUCCUGCCUGGAGGAGGGGGUUGCGUUCUGGUCUUGUGCCAUGGUGGUGUAUGUGAUGAUGAAUGGUGUGUCUGGAAUGCAUGGUUUAUAUAUAAGUAAUUAAGUAUAAUCGCUUGGUGUCACUCUAGUGCCUCCUGCCUUGCUCGCUCGCCCCUGUUUAUAUCUUGUGAUGUAUCGUUGAGUGAGUGUUGUAAGAACGAGGAGUUUGGUCUUUGCAUUAUAAUAGUUGCUUAAGUUGGUCAGUAA
Oryza sativa Japonica Group (Japanese rice) is the source of this 1786-nucleotide messenger RNA. RefSeq names its product syntaxin-22. Gene Ontology annotation, biological process: intracellular protein transport; vesicle-mediated transport; vesicle fusion. Gene Ontology annotation, molecular function: SNARE binding; SNAP receptor activity. The record is from RefSeq and is a predicted model, not a curated record. NCBI's taxonomy places the organism in Eukaryota, Viridiplantae, Streptophyta, Magnoliopsida, Poales, Poaceae. Gene Ontology annotation, cellular component: membrane; SNARE complex; endomembrane system.